GAUAACUCGAGUUUAGAUAAAGUAUAGGUACAAGUAGUUUGAAAAUAUUCUCUUAAAAUUUUAAAGGAUAUUCUGUUAUCGUUUAAAACAUUUGGAACAAUGUUUGUUUUUAGCUUUCUAGCAUUUAGUAAUUAAAAAUACGGGAUAACACAUAGGGGUUAUAUUCGGCUCUACGGCUGAAAAUUGUAUAUCAUCAAUAGUUUUGUUUUCGUGCAGGGGGCUCUUUUUAAAUAUGGCGGCUGUGAGAAAUAUGAGGCGUAGUGAAAAACACAAAAAUUAUGUAUGUGCUCUUGUAGCAGUGAACAAAACUGGAGAAGCUUUAGGAAGUGUUACCGAACAGGGACUUCAAACUGUUCAUAAUCAAAUCCAACACAAUUUAAGAUAUCUAAAUCUACCUCAAUGCGUUCAACAGUGCAGUGUCAACAUUCAUGAUCGAAACAGAUGGUGUCCAACAUGUAGUAGCUGGCGCCAAGAACUAGAACAAUACAUCGUACAAGUUCGACGGCGGAAUAGAGUACGUUGGUCAGCAAUGAAAUCGUGGACAUGGCCGAUAGAUAGCCUAAAUAUAGCCGAAAUAUUCUCACCUGACUACAAUGCAAACAACUUGAAAGACAUCUCGACAAUACUCAACAUUUGGGAAAGGUGUUCAAUCUUUCAAAGGCAGGUCCAAGUUGCUGAUCCUCUGAGACAAUCUCGAAAUGAGCUAAUACACCAGUACAACGCAAAAAUGAAAAUUACAAAUGCGAAGAAAAUUGAAAUAUUUCAGAACAUAAGUAAUGUUAUCACACAUCCAGAUAUUCAACCUCUAAUACCAAACCACAAUGAUUUAGUACAAACUAUCGGUCACCUUGAACAAGGUGAUCUAUUUCGGUAUGAAACCGAUAUCAUGGAUGCUUUAAGGGAUAUUGGAAUGCAAAAUGCAGACAUUUAUGCUAGACUUGACAGAAAUGCUCUAGGGCUCCAUGAAACACAUACAAAACUUGAAAAGAAUGCUCUAAUAAUACAAAAAUUAACAAAGCAUGUCUUUUGGGUAAUUGUUAUUUCGAUUAUGAUUAUGUUUAAUCUUUGUGUCUUAUCCUUAUGUGGGUUUGUCUGGUAUCUAAAUACUCCAGCAUGUGUACCUCUGAAGGACAUUGGGAUUAAAAGAGACACACAUACCAGCGAGUUACCUAAAGCUCCCUAUACGUUAGAGUCAACAGAAGGCUGCCUUCCAGAGAACUUGUCUUAUGUCAACUCCGGGAGAGUGUUUCUAUUUGAAUAUAUUUCACACCACAAGAAUUUUACAGGAAGAAAUUGGUUGUUUAAGAUAAUUGAAGAAGAGCUGCUAAAGAUGACAGACGAAAAUCAUGGACUAUUAUUACAAGCCGACAUGGGCUACGGGAAGUCUGCGCUGAUUAAGCAAAUAAUAUGUUCUUCGAAAAACAACCCAGCAAGCAGAAUAAGAAGACGUCUCGUGGCUUAUCACAUUUGUAGAUUUGAUGUUUUAACAUCUAAACAAGCAUAUAUAUUCAUUUUUCGUUUAAUUUCAAUGUUUUUAUCUCAGAUACCAGCUAUUGGCGAGAGUAUGAGGGCUUGUCUGGAAGUUUUUGACAGAACUUUGUGUGAAAGAGAUCCGAAUGGAUGCUUAGAUCAGUGUAUUUUCUGA
Molecule: messenger RNA, 1645 nt
Organism: Mercenaria mercenaria
Lineage: Eukaryota; Metazoa; Mollusca; Bivalvia; Venerida; Veneridae
Exons: 3
Coding region: 233-1645 (470 amino acids)
Source: RefSeq, a predicted model, not a curated record